AUGUUUAAAGAUACUUAAAAAUAUCCGCCAUCCACAGUAAUAUGUGUUUUUCAUAAUCUCUCUGCUAUAUAAACGUGUGGUUUGUACAUGUGAGACUUACAAGUCUCUGUUCUAAAGCUACUCUUCUUUUCACUCCAGUAAAGCUUACAUUGAACUCUAUCAAUGGCAGCCAUAGCCAAGCUUUUCAAAAAGAAUAAUUCUACAAUACCCAGCUCUUAUUAUUAUAGUUCUAGUAUUAGCAGAAGCAAGCUAUUCUCCACGGAGCCAUUGGUGGAUUCUUUCACUCAAAGAAUCAGAGAUCUGCCUAAGGAUCUCCCCAGUACUAAGAUUAGAAGAGAAGUCUCUCAGCUCAUCGGGAAAACACCUCUUGUUUAUCUAAAUAAAGUUACUGAAGGAUGUGGCGCUUAUAUUGCGGUGAAGCAAGAGAUGAUGCAACCAACCUCAAGCAUCAAAGAUAGACCAGCUCUUGCCAUGAUUAACGAUGCUGAAAAGAAAAAACUGAUCACACCAGGGAAGACUGUAUUAAUCGAACCCACAUCAGGAAACAUGGGAAUCAGUAUGGCCUUUAUGGCUGCUAUGAAAGGUUACAAGAUGGUCUUGACAAUGCCCUCAUACACAAGUUUAGAGAGAAGGGUGUGUAUGAAAGCUUUUGGAGCUGAUCUGAUCCUCACAGACCCAACAAAGGGAAUGGGAGGAACAGUUAAAAAAGCAUAUGAUCUUUUGGAGAAUACACCAGAUGGUUUCAUGCUUCAGCAGUUUUCGAAUCCUGCCAAUACCCAGAUUCAUUUUGAGACAACUGGUCCUGAGAUAUGGGAGGACACUAAUGGGAAUGUCGACAUAUUUGUGAUGGGAAUUGGAAGUGGUGGCACAGUCUCGGGGGUUGGACAAUAUCUUAAGUCUCAGAACCCUAAUGUAAAGAUUUAUGGGAUUGAGCCUACUGAAAGCAAUGUACUAAACGGUGGCAAGCCAGGUCCUCAUUGGAUUACUGGCAACGGGGUCGGAUUUAAACCUGACAUACUCGACAUGGAUGUAAUGGAUGAAGUGCUCAUGGUUUCUAGUCAAGAUGCUGUUGAUAUGGCUAGGAAACUGGCACUCAAAGAGGGGUUGAUGGUUGGUAUAUCCUCUGGAGCUAACACAGUUGCGGCCCUUGAACUUGCCAAGAGGCCCGAGAACAAGGGAAAGCUUAUUGUGACAAUUCAUCCUAGUUUCGGGGAGCGUUACUUGUCAUCUGUUCUGUUUCAAGAGAUCAGGCAAGAGGCUGAGAAUAUGCAACCCGUUUCAGUUGACUAAACAGGACAUGUCUUCUACACGUAUCCAAUCCAGAAGUUUUCUGCUGAAAUCUUCAACAUGGUACUACUCAGAAAAGUUCAUGAUCACUAACUAGGUGUCACCCUUAUUUGUGUAUCAUGACUGAUGUCUCGUUUAUGCAUAAAUUCAUCUACUCGGACUUGCAAGCUAUAAUAAGUGUCCAGUUGUAUUCAUAUCAAACACUUUUCAAGAUUCAAGUCUUAUUACUGGUUUUUUCUGUGGA
Messenger RNA from Daucus carota subsp. sativus, 1531 nucleotides. RefSeq names its product bifunctional L-3-cyanoalanine synthase/cysteine synthase 1, mitochondrial. The transcript is spliced from 10 exons. Gene Ontology annotation, cellular component: cytoplasm. Lineage: Eukaryota; Viridiplantae; Streptophyta; Magnoliopsida; Apiales; Apiaceae. Gene Ontology annotation, molecular function: cysteine synthase activity. The coding region runs from base 163 to 1290 and encodes 375 amino acids. The record is from RefSeq and is a predicted model, not a curated record.